AUGGUGCGUGCAUUGCGCACCCUUGCGCGGCGCCGGCUGCGCUCCUACUUAGAACCACAUCGCCCACCGGCACUGCGUGCGCAAAUGAUACCCCCUGUGUGCCGGCACGCACCCGAUGUGACGCUACCUGCAACACCCGAGACGUACUUGGCCUUGCGCAGCUCCUUGUACGAGCUGCACGCACUUCCGGAAGAUACAUUUCGAUCGCUCACCGACGAUGCAGGACGUACGGGCAUGUCUGGCAUUGCAGCGAAUAUUGCAGAAGAUGUACUGGAGCAUCGCGCGGCGCACCGCGGCUCGGCACGCCAACAGCGACUGCUUGUCUAUCUUCUUUGCAUGUGCUGCGACCAUGCACACCGCAUCCCGAUCGCAGCCGAGAAAGUGUGUGAAAUUGCAGUACAGUUUAUGCAUGGCGAAGGGCUUUGCUCACAGGAUGCACUGCCGCUGCACGUUGCCGCGUACAUUCUGCGCAUGGCACUUUCGAUACCGAACGACGGCGCACACCUCGGCCUGCUCCUGCCCCUUUUUCGCCGGCUCUCCAGCGAGGCCGAGUACCCACUGCUGGAAGAAGGACUGCAUUUAGUUGAGUAUACGAUGCAGCACACCAGCAUGCACCCAAGCGCUGUGAUGGACAUGGUCUCUCAAAUCGCGCGCGUCGACCGCGAGCAGCUCAGCGAGCACAUCCUCCAGCAGGCGCGCGGCGAUGGCUUUGCUUGGCGGCGAUGGGCGCGCGCCGCUGCAGCGCUCAGCGACGUAAGCGCUGUGCGCGGUGCUGUUGACCAGCUGCAAACGCACGCGAUGCGCAUCUCGAUUUGGUCUUUGUGCUGCAGAUUAUGGCUCCGGCAGAACCGCGCGCGGCGAUUUGCGUCUGCAUUGCGCCAGCUCUUAGCUGAGCUGGCUUGUGCGGACGAGGCGGUCGGAUCGCGGCGCGGCGAGCACCGCUCCCCAAGUGCCUCCAUAGUGCGCACCAUGCUCCAAAUGCACUUUGUGCACCUCGCUGGGCGUGGAUCGAAGAACGCGAUUCAUGUCGCACUCGAUACAGCGCGGAAUUUCAAAGAGGCUGCAAGCAUCGCGCCGCACGUACAAGCGCUGGUGUGCGAGAAGGCGAUUGCACUGGGUGAUUUGCGCACCGCUGCGCAGUUGCUCGCACUGUUUACCACUGCGAGCGACGCACGAUCGCUGCUGCAUGCGCUCAGCGCAUCAAACGUGCUUGUAGUUUUGGCAUAUCUCGUCGCGUCUGCACAGCUUCCGCAGGCACAUGCGCUAUGGGCAUGGGCAAAGCAUGCGGUGCACGCCGACGAAAUGGAUACCCUCUGGCCCAGCACCUUGCGCGGCCGUCUGUUGGCUGUGCUUGCGCGUGCAGAUCUUUAUGAGGAUGCUCGGCAUUUGUAUACGCGCUGGGCACCGCUCACACGCAUUGCGUCGCAACAUCGCGCGUCCAUCGUGGGGGCGGCUUUGGGGCAGUGCCCACCGCCGCAAGAUCGUGGCCUUGCAUCACGAAUCCUGCACGUCUUGGCACAGCGCGUCACGCUUCCCCGUUUCUCUGCGCACGACAGCGCCGAAGCUGAUGAUACCUUGCUUUCCAGCACGCCAGCGCUUAUGCUUGCCAUGGUACGUGGCGCCGUCCAGCGACAAGACUCUAUUGGCACAGAGAUUCGCGACGCUUUUCUACAGGCCGCGCCGCUCGCACAGCGCAACCACUAUGACCUGACGGCACUUGCGCAGGCGUCGUUUCUACUGCGCGAUCUACCCACGGCGGUAGCUUUGUACCAUAUAUUGCUUGCACACUACAAGCCGGACGAUACGGAUCUUGCGGUGUUGCUUGGGGGACUUGCCGAGCUGGACGCCUCCCACGCCGUAUCCCUCUUCUUAGCACACGCCCAAGCAUCUCCGCGCGCCCGAUCCUCGGGCAACGCACACCUCUACGCUGCGCUGCUGGCCAAGUGCACUGCAGUGCACAAUGUUGACGCGGCUGGCGCGGUGUAUCGCGCCGCAGUGCAUCGUGGACUGGGCGCCAAGCUGGGGCGCGAUGCGUGCUCCGUUCUCUUUACGCAGUCUGACGAUGCGCCGGUCGUGUAUGUACGGCGGGCACUUGCACUCAUGCGUGAGCACUGGAUCCCGGAGCCCAAGUUUGUGAAUUGGAUGAUCCGCAGCGCCGCGCGCGGCCUUUCGUUGCGCGCAGCGGCAAAGGGCAGGCGUGCUGCGCCGGCGCCGGCGCCGCAGCGGCGUGCGCGGCCGGCGAUUGGCGCUGCGGUGCGGCUGUACUGUGCCGUAGCGACGCGUUUUGGCUACAUUGAUCUGCCUACUACGCGCUUUCUCCUGUACAGCAUUGCGGGCCACGCGCCCGAGUCCGACGCGGUGCACAGCUUGCGGCGCUGUGUGCUGCAGCUGGACAACGCAGUGUAUGCGGUGCGGUGGACGCCGCAGAAGUAUGGCAUGGCAUCGUACGGAGCGAUGACGGGGUCCGAUGCUACGGAAAGUGUGCUGAUUCCACUAUUGCUGCAGAUUGUGCUCGCAUACGACGCAUUGCACGACGAGCGGGGCGUCUGGGAAACGCUUGCGUGGAUGCGCUCGCUGAUCAAAGGAGAUCUGGGGCAGAAUAUGGCGCCUGCGCCGCUGAGAAAUGCAUUUGCGGCACUCAUGAAGCGGUAUACUGUGCCAGAGCACGUUCCACACACCAAGCACUGGUGGGUACAUAGUCCAUAG
Molecule: messenger RNA, 2706 nt
Organism: Malassezia vespertilionis
Lineage: Eukaryota; Fungi; Basidiomycota; Malasseziomycetes; Malasseziales; Malasseziaceae
Exons: 1
Coding region: 1-2706 (901 amino acids)
Source: RefSeq, a predicted model, not a curated record